CUGCGGAGUAGCAGCCGAGGACAAACAGGGAGACCUGCGGUUGUCGUCGGGCGUGCCAGAAGCUCGUCAGUGCUCGAGCUGCAAUAUGUAAAGCACUGCUCCUCGAGAUCUUUGUGGUCUCCUUGAUAUUCUCCAGCAGCAAAUCCUGGCAAUGGCUUCUCUGAGGUUAUUCUCGCGGCCUGCAGCGGCUCUCUCAGCUGCACCACGAACCCUUCCGCGGCUGGUCCGAUUUCAAUCCACCUCAAGCAGCUAUGAAAACAUUCUAGUGUCAACACCGAGGCCGGGUGUUGGGCUUAUAACACUCAACCGUCCAAAGGCACUGAAUGCCCUCUCUAGCGCUCUGUUUGUUGAAUUAAAUGAUGCGCUGAAGAAAUAUGAAGAGGACAAGGAUAUUGGUGCUAUUGUCCUGACAGGGAGCGACAAAGCAUUUGCAGCUGGCGCAGAUAUCAAAGAAAUGGCUCCCUUGACCUUCUCCGACGCCUAUGUCAACAACUUCAUUGCCCCUUGGUCCUACAUGACGACUCUUCGAAAACCCGUCAUCGCAGCGGUAUCGGGCCAUGCUCUUGGUGGUGGCUGCGAGCUUGCCAUGAUGUGUGAUAUUCUAUACUGCACGAAGACUGCGAACUUUGGCCAACCUGAGAUCAAGCUCGGCACCAUCCCAGGCGCAGGGGGUUCUCAGCGUCUCACCGCAGCCAUUGGGAAGAGCAAAGCUAUGGAACUCAUUCUCACAGGCAACAAUUUCAGUGGCGAGGAGGCUGAGAAACAUGGUCUUGCUGCCAAGGCCUUCGAGGGGGGCAACAAAGAGGUCCUUGAGGGUGCCCUGAACACUGCCGAGAAGAUCGCCAGUUAUAGCCGCGUGGCCGUCAUCGCGGCCAAGGAGGUUGUCAAUAAGAGUCAAGACCUCGGAGUGAGAGAGGGUGUUGAAUACGAAAGACGCAUCUUCCACAGCCUGUUUGGCAGCCAAGAUCAAAAGAUUGGCAUGAAGGCGUUUGCGGAGAAGAAAAAAGCCGAGUGGACGAACUCAUGAUUCUCCAGAAAGGAGACAGCCCAGGGUCACAGGAGCUGAGUAGGCAUGGGGGAUAGUGUACAGUACAAUCAGGAAGGUGGUCUAAUAGAAAACGGUAUAGGACAAGGCUGGGCAGGCAAAAGCCCCCCAACUGGGACGAAAUUCCCAAAUGUGGCUACUAUGUCUCCUAAGUCCGAACUGCACACGGCCGCAUUGCGCGCAUCUAGAGUCCGGCCAUGUGGCUUCAGUUGAGAUGUGUACUACAAAUACUCCCCGUCCCAGAGGCUGCCUACCACAUUCUCCCCAAGAGUUCUCAUGCUCCAUGCUCCAUGCUCCAUGCUGACGUGAGGG
This is a messenger RNA of Cladophialophora immunda, 1357 nucleotides long. RefSeq lists its product as uncharacterized. Gene Ontology annotation, molecular function: enoyl-CoA hydratase activity. Bases 152 to 1027 code for a protein of 291 amino acids. Lineage: Eukaryota; Fungi; Ascomycota; Eurotiomycetes; Chaetothyriales; Herpotrichiellaceae. Gene Ontology annotation, cellular component: mitochondrion. Gene Ontology annotation, biological process: fatty acid beta-oxidation. The transcript is spliced from 3 exons. The record is from RefSeq and is a predicted model, not a curated record.